This is a messenger RNA of Molossus molossus (Pallas's mastiff bat), 2724 nucleotides long. RefSeq names its product family with sequence similarity 126 member A (gene HYCC1). Bases 229 to 1794 code for a protein of 521 amino acids. Gene Ontology annotation, cellular component: plasma membrane. The record is from RefSeq and is a predicted model, not a curated record. NCBI's taxonomy places the organism in Eukaryota, Metazoa, Chordata, Mammalia, Chiroptera, Molossidae. Gene Ontology annotation, biological process: phosphatidylinositol phosphate biosynthetic process; protein localization to plasma membrane. The transcript is spliced from 11 exons.
GCUGGCGGCAGUGGCGGCUCUCGGAGCUGGGUUGUCAGUCAGUGAGCGGAGGGGGAAGAUGGCUCGUCGAGACCCGUUUUGCUAGGAAGAAGGGGGGUCGGGUGCUACUGCUACCCGGGAAAAGGCAGAGCGGACGCCUGCGCCGUCGCUGUGAGCCAGACUAGUCGAGUUCUGGAGGUGGAGCUCAGGGAGUCACUCUGGUUGAAGGUUUAGAACAGAUGUGGAAAGAUGUUCACUUCAGAGAAAGGGCUUGUGGAGGAAUGGUUGUCAGAGUUUAAGACACUACCAGAAACAUCUUUACCAAAUUAUGCCACAAAUUUGAAAGAUAAGAGUUCUUUAGUUUCAUCUCUUUAUAAAGUUAUCCAGGAGCCACAAAGUGAGUUGCUUGAACCUGUCUGUCACCAGCUCUUUGAAUUCUAUCGCAGUGGAGAGGAGCAGUUACUUCGAUUUACGCUGCAGUUUCUUCCAGAACUGAUUUGGUGCUACCUUUCGGUCUCAACCAGCAGAAAUGUGCAUAGCAGUGGAUGCAUUGAAGCUCUUCUUCUAGGGGUUUACAAUUUGGAAAUAGUUGAUAAACAGGGACAUAGCAAAGUAUUGAGUUUUACAAUUCCAUCAUUAUCUAAACCAUCUGUAUAUCAUGAACCUUCCAGCAUUGGGUCCAUGGCUCUGACUGAGAGUGCACUAUCCCAGCAUGGUUUGUCAAAAGUUGUGUACAGUGGACCUCACCCACAAAGGGAGAUGCUGACAGCACAGAAUAGGUUUGAAGUGUUGACAUUCCUUUUGUUGUGUUACAAUGCUGCCUUAACCUAUAUGCCCAGUGUUUCUCUUCAAUCAUUGUGUCAAAUUUGUUCAAGAAUCUGUGUUUGUGGAUAUCCCAGACAACAUGUAAGAAAAUAUAAAGGUAUAAGUAGCAGGAUACCAGUUUCUUCAGGAUUCAUGGUGCAGAUGUUAACAGGGAUUUAUUUUGCUUUUUAUAAUGGAGAAUGGGAUCUAGCUCAAAAAGCAUUGGAUGAUAUUAUAUACAGAGCCCAGUUAGAAUUAUAUCCAGAGCCAUUGCUGGUUGCAAAUGCAAUAAAGGCUUCAUUGCCUCAUGGUGCCAUGAAAUCUAGUAAGGAGGGUACAAGGUGUAUUCAAGUUGAAAUCACACCAACUUCCUCUAGAAUAUCAAGAAAUGCAGUAACCAGCAUGUCAAUAAGAGGUCAUAGGUGGAAAAGACAUGGAAAUACAGAAUUAACAGAUCAAGAAGAACUGAUGGACAUAUCUGAAGUUGACGAGGGAUUUUAUUCCAGGGCUGCAUCUAGUACCAGCCAGUCAGGCUUAUCAAACAAUAGUCACAAUUCUGGUAACAAGACAAGUGUAGGAAAGACUCAGAGACGUUCAGGAGGAAGCAAAACUGGAGGAAAAGAGAAAGAAACUACGGGGGAGUCUUGUAAAGAUCACUUUGCUCGAAAACAAACUCAGAGAGCUCAAAGUGAGAAUCUUGAGCUUCUCUCUUUGAAGAGACUUACGUUAACAACCAGCCAGUCCCUGCCUAAACCUAAUAGCCAUGGUUUGGCUAAGACUGCUGCGACUGUAUUUAGUAAAUCUUUUGAACAAGUCAGUGGUGUGACAGUCCCACAUAACCCAUCAUCUGUUGUUGGCUGUGGGACUGGGACAGAUGCCAAUAGGUUUUCCGCUUGUAGUCUCCAAGAGGAAAAACUUAUUUACGUUUCUGAAAGGACUGAACUUCCAGUGAAGCAUCAAUCCGGUCAGCAGAGGCCUCCUAGUAUUAGCAUUACUUUGUCCACAGAUUAAUAUGUAAGAGUUUUCUCAUGUGACCAGUGAAUCUGGAAAUAAGGCUUUGCUUUUUUUGAAAGUGCCCAGGGUCUUUCAUCCUUGUUCCUGACAGAGCCCCAGUGUCUCAGAUUCUGAAGGCUUUAUGAAGGGAACAAUGUCUAGGUUGCAGUAAGUUAAAAUAUGGUUUUGUUAUUUCUUGGUUGUGUGUGUGUAUUUCUUUGUUGCUCUAAGAUUGUCAGUGUGACAAUAUAUAUUUUGUCAAGUUGUCUGAUCAGACUGGUUAUAUCUCAUGUGAAGUCAUGAGUUGUUUUUUCCCCCUAAUAACUCCUGUUUUGGUAGAUGUAAGUUUGGCCUUCAAAAUUAAAGGAAAUCUCCAUGUACGGGAACUGUUUUUUUAAAGGAUGAGGCAGAGGUACAACUCCAGGAAUUCUACAGCUGACUGUUCAGCAAGACAGUUUUGAAAAAUGGGCAUGUUAAAAAACCAAAAAUGAUGUGAAAAGUGCCUGAUAAGAAUGUUUGUAACCAGACCAUCUUUAAAAUUAGUAGAACAAUUUAUAUAAAGCAUUGGAAAGUGCUUGGUAGCUUAGUACCUAUACUAUUAUAUGAUUCCAGGGGAUGGGCAAAGGAAUUUCUGUUGCUGUCUUUGGAACAUUUUUAUGUCAAAAACUAAGUUGCUAGUAGAUGUAUUGUUUUGAAGUGUUUGAUUUGGAUUGAGCAGGUGAAAAUCCCUUUUAAUUUCUAAGAUGUAAUAGACUAUAAGGCUGACUUACCCUGUUGAUUGACUUCAGAAAUCCUAGUGGGUCUGGAUUCCUGUAAUUCAAAGCACACAUCAUUGAAGACUUUUGGGAAAUCGUAAAUCUUGCAACACAGCUCUCAAGAUGCCAGUAUCAACCAUAUUGUUUGUCUGCAAAUGAAGGAUAUUAGGUAAAUUUUUAAUCAAUAAAAUGU